UAUAUUCGCGAUAGAGGUGAAGGGGGAGGAUCGAGGAUGGAUCCAUGAAUCAUGCCACUCGCCGUCUUCAAGACUUCAACAUUAUCGAUAAAAGUGGGGUAGAUUGGUGCUUGCAGUUGUUUUUUUUCGCAUUUUGUCAAUAAUUUACGGACUAACGAAUUCGCGUGAUCUUUGAUGAUUUAUACAUAUUUUUCUUCCGAUCGCUGUGCGUUGGUUUUGUGAAUGUGUUUUUUCGUUCGGUUGGUGACUAAGACUUCACGUUCAUAUAAAUGAUUUGAGUUAUGAAUUUUGUCUGCCAAAUGAAAUGAGACUGUCGCUGCCGAACAUGUCCAUUGUCCAUAGAUGAUGUUUUAGUACAUAAAUGAUGACCAACACUCUUUCGGGAGUCGGAAUGUGUUGGGCUUUUUUGUCAGUUACCGCUUCUGUGUUAUGCUGUUCUGGAUACUAUUUACCAUAUUGGAUACAGGGAAGAUUGUUCGGACGAGCAGACACAUACUUUGGACCAUUCAGAAGAUGUAAUUACCCAAAGGUGAACUCGCUCGGCCUAAUCGACAUCAUCUACGAAUGUGGUAGAUAUUCUAAAUUCAGCGACAUUCCCAGCAUUUGGUGGCAAUGUACUACCAUCCUCGUAGGACUCGGUUGUGCGUUAACCUUAUUGGUAGCGAUCACAGCCACAUCAGCGUGCUGUUUUUCACACAUAAUACAAAAUUCAACCGCCAAAGCAGCCGGAGUUCUUCAGCUAAUAGCUGCUUUGCUGGUGUGCGGCGGCGGCGCUGUGUAUCCCGUCGGUUGGGAUAACAGGGAAUUAAAACAAUCUUGCGGGAAUUCGUCUGCAGUUUAUAAGCUCGGAACCUGCCAACUUUCAUGGAGUGUGUACCUACUGGGCUCAGCGGUAGCGCUAUUACUUUUAUGUUUCGCCUUGAGCUUUUGUUCUGCAAGAGAACCCAGCGAACACCCGUCAUUCCGGAUGUCACCUUAUCCUGAUGGAAUAGCAUCGGUAACCUGACAACCGAAACACACCAUCUGUUGUAUUUAGUUGUCCAUUUAUACUUACACGAAAGUGAAUUCCAUAUUGAAAUUUUUGUCACCCUUAUACUCCUCCGGUUGCGGCCUCCGGAUCCCUUACAUGUUUUGUAUACGUUGACUUUUUUUUCUCUCUCUUUAUACUCGUACCUUUACCUGUAUAUCUAAUGUUAGUAUGUUUGUGUGUGGUUUUUCUCCAUGUGUGUGCGUUUGUGUGUGAGCGUGUUUUUUUUUUUAAAUAUUUAUUUUAAUUGUGUCGUACGAAUACCUAGAUACGUAGGUACCUAACUAUUCUUUGUGCGGUCGAAUGAGUAGAUUUUUUUUACCUACGACGAAUACAUUCAGAUGUAAAUUCAACUCGAGCGCAUCAAACAGCACCGAAUAGGUAAAGUUUUCAUUUGUCAUAUUUCAAAGUAUACCUACCUGCGUGAAUUGAAAUUAAUGACUAGGCGGAUCGCAAAUGAUAAAUUGUCUUUUUUUUUCUUUUUCAAAAAAAGGUAAAAAAUGUCGUCGAAUAUCUUCAUUAAAAAUAAUUGUUGUAGCGAGAAAUGUUUAGUAAUUAAGUUACCCGAGUAAUUACGCAGUAUCGUAAUUACCGUUUUGUAUUUUUCUAUUUUUUACCCCCCUUUUUUUCGAAAUACCUACGAUUUGCCCCGAUUUUUAAUGUGCCCUAUCCGUUUAGCUGUGUACGUUAUUAUUUUUCUAUAUACGUGAUGCUGCUUUAGAAACCUUCCCCUCCCCCUCCUCCCGUCUUCUUUUUAUUCGUUUGGGUUAGAAAAUGGGGAAAAAAGUAAUGAUAAUCAAAAAUAGUGAGAUUUACGUCUCGUAUAUCGAUUCUUUGCUCGAAGGUUUCUGGCAGAAAAAUAUUUCAAACGAAAUUUUUUAGAAAACAUUUUUUCCCAAAAUUUAUCUUUGUGUGAUUUUUUUUCUCCAGCCAUUUGAGUGCGAUUGAAACAGAAUGAUGAUUCGUUAUUACAAAGCUCUGUUCCCUUCCCAUCUACUCCCUUACUUUGACCCUCAGAAACAAUACCCACUGUUACGGAAAAUUGACAAUUCCAAAUUGUUUGUUUGCUCUGUUACAAUUUCGAAAAAGAAACAGAAGGAGUUCAUCUCAGGAGACUUUUCUUUUUCAAAAACUGACACAGGUAGGUUGAAAAAAUACAGACGAAUCUCGGAUAUAACACGUUUUCUAACCCCCUUACGCGACAAUUCCUCGUUGAAAUUGCGUUCAUUUGGUAUAACAACUCGUUUUUUGAGUGUACGAGUAGGUAAUCUCGUAACACAAGAUAGAGAUUUGUUUACACACAACGAGGGGACGAGAGGUAGAGAGAGAAAGAAAGAAAGAAAAUGCCUACUACCUACGUCAUGCGCCAUCGCGUCGACAAUGUAUUUUUAAUAAAAUCUUGAAAAUCCUAACAUAUUGGAAAAAAAUUUCCUAUCGUCGAGAGAGAACGAGAAAACGAGUGAAGAACUCGACGCUAUCGAAAUUACAAAUUAGAAGUACACCACUCGAGAAUGAAUGUGAAAUAGGGCACGUGAGAAAACGCGCGUCAAACACCUGCAGCGAACUAUUUCCAUACACGAUACACCCCUGUGUAGACUCUCUCUCUUAUCUAGUCUCGGGUAGGUAGGUAGGUAUUUUCCUUAUCGAAAUCGAAAGGCAAUUGUGUAUUUGGAAAAAAGCUCGCACGAGUUUCAUUAAAAAUAAGCGAGGGGAGUUGGAUGAGGAACGAUUCGCCUACAAUGAUUUUUUCCCCCUUUGGAGGAUGGUUGUCUCGUCGUUCUCCGUGUGUAUGGCGAAUUGAAAAUGGAAUUUGCGAAUUUGGCAAUAAAAAAUACACGUCUAUUCGAUGAAGGUUUAGAAGCCUAUGAUGAAAAUUAAUCGAAUGAAUGCAUUCGAAUGAACGGAAAUGAGUUUUUUAGUAAAGGGGUGGUGUGGUGAGGUGUCUAGGCAUAUAGUGGGUACAAAUUAAAAUGCGAAAAAUGACGGAAGUACCUGUGUUGAAAAUGAUUGCUAGUUGAUUCAAUGAUAUUAACUACCUAGCGUAGAAGUGGAGUUGGAAAUAGAAAAUCACUUGAUGGCGAAAAAUGAUGAAUUAAAGUUCGGCAUGCAUCUAAGAAAAUCAACUUUUUUAAAAAUUUGCCCAUUUAGGGGAGAGAAUGUACCUGAUGAGAUCUGACAAUUGGGUGCAGGUAAGUAUCUCUGCAUCCAGAUCAAAUCAUAUCUACUUGUUGGGAAAUGAUCAGAUGUGAUUUUUAAGAUUUAUUUGAUCGGGUCUGAUCAGACCUUUUUAGACCUGUUUGAUAAAGUUUGGUUAGAUCAUUAAUCCAGGAAUUUUCUACAUCCAAACAGAUCUGACCAAACUUGAUCCGACUCAAUCAUUUUCUCCCAAGAAAUCAUUUAUGCCUACGUAUUUAAUGCUUUUGAUUCAGUUUUGAAUAAUUACAGAUAAAUUACCUACUUACUCUGCGAUGAAUCUGAUCAUUUGUGCCCAAUUAGGAUUUUCCAUAUCUAAUCAAAUCUACCUAAUCAGAUCGAUGGUUCUGAUCAGAUCAGACCUUUCAAGAUGUGAUUAGCUCCAAUAAUGGUAAACCUGAUUGGAUCUGAUCAGACUAAAACAGAUCUGAUCAGAUCCAGACAUCUCUCAGACCCAAAUAAUCUGACCAGAUCAAAUGAGAUCACAGAUUUGAUCGAUUUGGUCUGUUCAGAUCUGGAUACGACUAACCGUAAGAAAAAAAGGUUACCUAUGUGAAGGUGUAGCCUAUCUUCAAAAUUGAAGGGGCAAAAUACUUUUUCAAAAUCUAAGAGCUAAAAUCCAAUUUUGCCCAUGGGGGAAAGUAAUAAUUUAAAAAAUGAACAAAAUUACCUAUCAUGACUUUUUGCCCAACUUGCAAAUUGAAGGGGCUACAAAUGAUUUUUAAUUUUGAAAAAUUGCGAUAAAAAAAAUAAGUGCGAAAAGAAAUACUACGUAAAAAAAUAAACAAAUUUUGUUACCAUCAUUUUUAUUUUCACUCUAAAAUUUGAAAAGUUUUUGAAGCUCAAAUAUUGUCAAUUUAACAAAAAUUUUAGCAAAUCGAACAUUUUUGAGCUUCAAAAACUUUUUGAAUUUCAGAGUAAGAAAAAAAAACACUCACGCAAAAAAGCGUGAGAUAACCGGCUUUUCAGAAUUAAAAAACGUAUUAAAAUAUUAAGCGUGAACAGAGACAUUUAAAAAGUUGUAUUCUGAGAGAAUUAGAAGCCAUGUUUUUUAUAUGCAAGGAGUUUAUUUUUUGGCUUUCAAAAUUUUAGGAUUUUAAAGAUUUUUUUUAGGAUAGGUAUUGAAAAAGAAAUGAGAACAGGCCUAAGUUGAGGGAUGGAAGAGGCAUCAAAACAAUGCUUUUCAUGUUUCGCACCAUAUUCGUAUUCAGCGUUACAAGAAAAAUACUAUUUCAUGUGUCGCACGAACAAAACACUUUUUUGAAUCUUUACCCCCUUUGGGGAGGUGCCGGGGGCCGUGGACGGGGUCCAAUCAAAAAUCUGACGUCAUAUUCGUGUUCAGCGUCACCGAAAACAUAGAAUUCGAUAUAUCACAUGCCCCAGAUUUUCUUUUGAAAGUUUCACCCAAAAUUGGGGGUGAGGGUGCUCCCCCCCCCCCCGUCAAAGAGUCCCAUCUCGAAACUUGAAUAUUUCGAAACAAGAAAUAAACUGAGAAAUCGUUUGGGUAUUAAGACAGACAUUGGCGAUUGCUAAGCAAAACAUUUAUGCUUUUAAAAAAAUAUGUAGAUGUACCAAAAACAAAACUGAUGAGGAAGUCUGCAAAAGUCUGCAAAAAUGCCACCAAAAAUCAAUUAGGCCUACCUAAGCUGAACUAUCAGAGGAACACGUGAACCGACUUUCCAUCGAAUUCCUAACAAUAAAUAAACUGAGAAAUCGUUUGGGUAUAUUAAGACAGACGUUGCUGAUUAUUGCUAAGCAAAAUAGUUAUUCUUAGAAAAAAAUAGGUAUACCAAAAACAAAACUGAUGAGGAAGUCUGCAAAAGGACGCAAAAAUGACAAAAAAUAUCACUUAAUCUGAAAUAUCGAGGGAACGCCUGAACCGAUUUUAAUAAAACUCGAAAUCUCAAAAUUUCGACAAUACACCAGUCGGGAGGGAUAAAGCACUUUGUUCAAAAUUUCAUAGGUUUCGAGUUUACUCUGCCACAAAUUUGGUACAUAAACACAUAUAUAUCUAUAGUAUAAAGCUACAAGCAAAAAAAAACACUCACGCAAAAAAGCGUGAGAUAACCGGCUUUUCAGAAUUGAAAAACGUAUUAAAAACAUAUUAAUUAUAUUUAUAUCAGUAUAACAGUUUUAUAAAUAUAAAAAAAAUAUCUACAUCGUAAUCAACUUCGGGUCAGUUAUUUAUUCACUAGUUUCUCAAGUAUUACAAUAGCGUAAUUAAUUUUAAAUUUGCAUAAUAUUUCAAUUCAUUGAAAUAAAGGGUAUAGGAGGAUUAGGUACGGUUUUGGGCCCAGAAAUGGAUUUCGACGAAAUUCACACCAAAGGUUACCCAUGAUGAGAAGAUACGCUCAAAAAAUUUUCAGACCCCCAGACCUUUUUUUCAGGGGGGGAGGGGCCAAAAUGUGUUUUUUAAACUUUAUUUUCCAGUGUUUCGCCAAAAGUAGAUAAAAAUUUCGCGUUUUUUUGUAUCAAUUCUUAAGGGUAAGGGGAAGCCCCUGAAAUUUUUUCAAAAUUUUUCGGACCAUUUUUCACCAAACUGUGGCGUUUUGAAAAUUUUGAGCGGCCAUUUUGUAAAGAAGUUGCGGAGGUACAGUCACCAUUUUUUUUCCUAAAAUACGUUAUUUAGUCAAGAUUAUACCAUAAAAGUUUCAACGAGUUUGAGUUGGUGCAACACUGUCAAAAAAAAUAAAAACUGACCACGCGUCAUAUUUGCCGGGGGUUGGGCAUGAUAGUCCACGGCGCUAUCGUGGGAAGUUACGUAGCGUUCGCGCGCGUUACUGUCGUUCGUGGUUGUCUCAUAGUCCAGUCAAAUAGGGGGGAAAAAUGGGUGAACCACAUACUCGUUAUUCCAAUCAAAUAUUUUUUGGUGAAUAUUGUCAGAAAUGUCAACCUCCUCCCUUCAUAUAUACCCCUCGAAAUGGUGUUUUUUCGUCUUAUUUCAUGUUUUUUAACAUUGAAAAUUGCGAGGAACAAUUUUCUAAACAUGUUUUUUGGAUGUAUUUACGACCCCUCAAUAUCAUAUAUUUUUUCAAAAUUUUUGUUUUGGCAGGUCCGUCAUGGUGAAAAUUUGAAAAAACGAGUCAUAGAGGGGGUAAAAUUAGUAUUUUGGAAGAAUUAACUAUUAAUGAGUGAGGUGUCUUUUCCGCAUGAUUCGAUACCACUAAGCACGAAUAUGACGUCAGAUUUUCUGCUGCACUCAUCAAGCCCCCCCCCCAGUGUCUUCACUCCUUCAGCCUCCUCCUCAAUUUUUAAUAUUUUUGAAAUAUAGUUAUUUUGAUGAUAUUGGUGUUUUCAUAUGUUUCAAACCUACGGAGCACAAAUUUUAUGUCAGAUUUUGUUUUGCACCUACCUGGCCUCUCCAGGGCCUCAGUCCCCUCCUCAAUUUCUACUGUUUUUUAAACGGAACUACUUUUAUAAUAUUUGUGUAGUUUUCAAGUGAACCGAACUACCUGAAUGGAAAUACAAACGUCAGAUUUCGUUUUACUCGCACCCAGCCCCUCCGGAGCUUCUACAGGGGCCGGGUAAGUGUAAAACAAAAUCUGACGCAACAUUUGCGCUUGGGAGGUUCGAACGACACCAGUAUCAUAACGUCAUUAUGAGGGGGUAAAUAUGAAGGGAGGGGGUUGAAAUUUCUUAUGGGUACACCCCUUACAAAUGUUUACAACGUACUUAAAAAUGAGAAAAAUCGGUUCACAUGGAGCUGAGAAAAUAAUUUUUAUUCCAUUCCAGAAAAAGGGUGUUUUUCAAAAAUGGGAUGAGGGGGUCUGGAGAUCUGAAACUUUCAAUGCGGAAGUUCCUCGUUAAGUACCUUUACCUACCUAGUACCUACCUACCUAACAUGCAAAUAUCAAUCCAAAAGCUCACGGAGCCCAUUUCUAAAAAUUACGUCACUUCGAGGGAUCGUAGCGUCACCCCCUUGGGGCUAGGGAGUUGUUUGAUAGAUCAUUCGAUAGGUAUUUGAGAGGACAUAAAAUGAUCACAAAGCUCAUUCUACUCGAAAGUUGAUAUUUUAGAAGUUUUUAACGAAAAUCUGAUUUUGAAGGGGUGUGAUCCACUGUGGGAGGGGUCGGGGGGAUUUUAAUAUGUUGUUCACCACACUACUCUUGACAAUAUUCACCAAAAAAUAUUUGAUCGGAAUAACGAGUAUGUGGUUCACCCAUUUUUCCCCCCUAUUUGACUGGACUAUGAGACAACCACGAACGACAGUAACGCGCGCGAACGCUACGUAACUUCCCACGAUAGCGCCGUGGACUAUCAUGCCCAACCCCCGGCAAAUAUGACGCGUGGUCAGUUUUUAUUUUUUUUGACAGUGUUGCACCAACUCAAACUCGUUGAAACUUUUAUGGUAUAAUCUUGACUAAAUAACGUAUUUUAGGAAAAAAAAUGGUGACUGUACCUCCGCAACUUCUUUACAAAAUGGCCGCUCAAAAUUUUCAAAACGCCACAGUUUGGUGAAAAAUGGUCCGAAAAAUUUUGAAAAAAUUUCAGGGGCUUCCCCUUACCCUUAAGAAUCGAUACAAAAAAACGCGAAAUUUUUAUCUACUUUUGGCGAAACACUGGAAAAUAAAGUUUAAAAAACACAUUUUGGCCCCUCCCCCCCUGAAAAAAAGGUCUGGGGGUCUGAAAAUUUUUUGAGCGUAUCUUCUCAUCAUGGGUAACCUUUGGUGUGAAUUUCGUCGAAAUCCAUUUCUGGGCCCAAAACCGUACCUAAUCCUCCUAUACCCUUUAAAAAACAAAUAAAAUCUCAAUAAAGCAUAUUUGGAUAUUUCAUAUUGUUCUUUUUUUCGAGGGUGUUCAUAAUUCAAUUAUGACUGGAAAAUUUUAAAAUUUCUUGGGUUAAUUUUUGAUUGUGAUUUUAAACAUUACCACGUCGUAAUCAACUUCGGGUCAGUUAUUGAUUCACUAGUUUCUCAAGUAUUACAAUAGCGUAAUUAAUUUUAAAUUUGCAUAAUAUUUCAAUUCAUUGAAAUAAAUUUUAAAAACAAAUAAAAUCUCAAUAAAGCAAAUUUGGAGAUUUCAUAUUGUUCUUUUCAAAUAGAAUUCAUAACAAUGUCUUUCAAUAUGCAAAUUUUAGUAUUAAAUUGCUUUUAGAAUUUAAUAGAUAGAAAAUCUGACGUCAUAUUCGUAUUCAGCGUUACAAGAAACGUACUAUUUCAUGUGUCGCACGAACAAAACACUUUAUUUAAUUUUUACCCCCUUUGGGGAGGUGCCGGGGGCCAUGGAUGGGGUCCAAUCAAAAAUCUGACGUCAUAUUCGUGUUCAGCGUCACCGAAAACAUAGAAUUCGAUAUAUCACAUGCCCCAGAUUUUCUUUUGAAAGUUUCACCCAAAAUUGGGGGUGGGGGUGCUCCCCCUUCGUCAAAGAGUCCCAUCUCGAAACUUAAAUAUUUCGAAACAAGAAAUAAACUGAGAAAUCGUUUGGGUAUUAAGACAGACAUUGGUGUUUGCUAAGCAAAACAUUUGUGCUUUAAAAAAAAAUAGGUGUACCAAAAACAAAACUGAUGAGGAAGUCUGCAAAAGUCUGCAAAAAUGCCACCAAAAAUAAAUUAGGCCUACCUAAGCUGAACUGUCAGAGGAACACGUGAACCGACUUUCCAUCGAGUUCCUAACAAGAAAUAAACUGAGAAAUCGUUUGGGUAUAUUAAGACAGAUGUUACUGAUUAUUGCUAAGCAAAAUAUUUAUUCUUAGAAAAAAAUAGGUAUACCAAAAACAAAACUGAUGAGGAAGUCUGCAAAAGGACGCAAAAAUGACAAAAAAUAUCACUUAAUCUGAAAUAUCGAGGGAACGCCUGGACCGAUUUUAAUAAAACUCGAAAUCUCAAAAUUUCGGCAAUACACCAGUCGGGAGGGAUAAAGCACUUUGUUCAAAAUUUCAUAGGUUUCGAGUUGACUCUGCCACAAAAUUGGUACAUAAACACAUAUAUAUAUAUAUAUAUUUGCUUGCGACCAGACAUGUCAACUAUGCUUGGCAUAUCAAUACCACCUAUAGUAAAAGGCCUGAGCGCUGAAUUCUUAUCAGCUCUGACGUCACCACAAGUAGAUGACUCGAUUGUGUUUACCAUUUGAAUUUUAACGUAUGUUUAAAUGGCGAAUUCGUGAAAUUGAGUAAAACUUUCGUUAAAAAAGUUAUUUAAAUUAUGAAAUUCAAUUAUUAUUUGUCAUAAAAUGUGUUCUAGUAAUGUAGUACUGAUGUUUUCAAUCACAGAUGGUGUUGGUUUAUUUGAUUUGUGUACAAAAAUGAAUUUUUUGCGACUCAUUCGUGUUGUGUAAUUUGAAUGAAUAGUGAUGUAAACUGUAGAUUAAAAUGAAAAUUAAUGUGUACUAGUGUGUUGUACCGGAAUGAUGUUGUAAUGAAAUAAGUAGUUAGUGAACAAUGCAAUCGCAUCAAGUUGGAGAAAAA
This is a messenger RNA of Planococcus citri (citrus mealybug), 9622 nucleotides long. RefSeq names its product LHFPL tetraspan subfamily member 6 protein-like. Gene Ontology annotation, cellular component: membrane. The record is from RefSeq and is a predicted model, not a curated record. The transcript has 6 exons. Bases 362 to 1006 code for a protein of 214 amino acids. Lineage: Eukaryota; Metazoa; Arthropoda; Insecta; Hemiptera; Pseudococcidae.